GCCAUUGUGGCUCAAGCCGUUCGGAAAGUAGUCACGGAAACAGAUCACGACUUCUAGGUUCUGUGAGUAGACUGGUCAUUCAGAGGCCGCCCCUGUGCAGCAAGCAUCAUGGAUCAGCAAAAUCCGAACUUCAUGCCGCAGACAAUGGAUGGUGAUGGUAAGACGGUCGGUGCGCGGGUGCCCCCAUCUUUCUGCGCGAAGUGCUGGUUGCCGCCGUGUGCCAUCUCGGGGUAUGAGACCGGCGAUCCCACCGCGGGCAUGUGCUCUGGCAUGGCCCUGUGGGCUUUCAUCCUCGAAAUUCUCUGCUGCAUGGGCUGCGUCGUGUCCCUGUGUUGUUGGUCGCCAGAUCCACAAAACAUCACAGGGGACGGCUCGCAGCGCACCGUGGAGGACAAGUGCAUGGCUGGCUGUUGCGUCGGCUUCCUGGCCAUUGCCUUCUGGGAGAACGGUGACUUCUGCUGCGGGCCAGACGGUUCGUGCACCUGGUGCACCGAGGAGGCGAUGAAGGGCUGCUUGGCUCACUGGAUCCCUGGAUUCGUCGGCCUCCCGCCCCUGGAUUGCUGCUACGUCAUGUGCAUGUGGAAGCCCGAGCAGUCGCGCAGGUUCUUCCGCCGCGACCUGAGCAACCACGGGGGCGGGCAGCCUGCCCCCGUGGGCGCCCCGGUGCAGACCGCUGCAGGGAACCUCCCGUACUUCCAGGUGGCCCCGCCGCCCCAGGUCCCGCAGGUCAUGGGCCAGGUGCAGCAGCCUGUGGUGACUGGCGCGGUCGUCGCUCAGCCAGCGGGGUACGGUGGCCAGGCGUACGGCUCGAACAAGGAGGCAGACGGCACGGCCUGACCUCCAGGCAGCUGGGCGGCUCACGCUGCACCCCCUGUGGCCACGCUGCUCGAGGCUGCUCUCACUGCCAGAGGGCCGACCGGGGGCGGGGGCAUGUGGGGAAGGGGGAGCAGCGGUGGAGGAAGCACUGUGCACUGCCUUGCCAUCGCGCCAUCGCCGUAGUCUAAUCUGGCCCGUCGUCGCCGCCUGCCAGCUGCUGCGGCACUGGGGGGUGCGCCUGGCUCGCUGGGCCAAAGCCGCCUGAGAAUGGGCCCACUCUCCCAUUGGCGCGGGCACCCCUCGCCGCUUACGGCGACCUCAGGAGGAGGGCGGGAGGAG
Prorocentrum cordatum is the source of this 1155-nucleotide messenger RNA. The record is from the annotation of a GenBank genome assembly. Lineage: Eukaryota; Dinophyceae; Prorocentrales; Prorocentraceae.